AUGUGGAGAUGUCAAGAUAAUAUUGUUCAGUCUGUUAAUAGUCAUCUUACAUUAUAUGUUAUCAUAUCAUUGAAGGGUUCUGGUGUAGCUAUUCAGGAUAAAGAAUAUACUCUUGAAUGUAAAACAAGUCUAAAACAAAUACACUGGUAUAAAGACAACAUCUAUUUUGGAGAGUCAAAUAUACAGAAUGGUCUUAAUUGUAUAUUUAAUCAAGAAUCUGAUAGAAAUUUCUAUGAAUAUAAAAACUGUGGAGCUGAACAUAAACUAACUAUAAAAUCUAUAGAUUAUUAUAGAGAUAAUGGUAAAAUGUGGAGAUGUCAAGAUAAUAUUGUUCAGUCUGUUAAUAGUCAUCUUACAUUAUAUGUUAUCACAGCUGGAGAAGAAUAA
Messenger RNA from Lottia gigantea (owl limpet), 387 nucleotides. RefSeq lists its product as hypothetical. The transcript is spliced from 3 exons. Lineage: Eukaryota; Metazoa; Mollusca; Gastropoda; Lottiidae. The record is from RefSeq and is a predicted model, not a curated record. Bases 1 to 387 code for a protein of 128 amino acids.